AUGGCCAGCAUCAUCAAAGACGACAAGGCCGCGGGCCUGCAGCCCACGGUGACGGCAACCGAGCAGUUGUACGCCAUCACGCCUACCACCACGUCGACCACGAACGAAAAGAAGGAUGUGGUGAGCAGUGAGCUCCACCGCAAUUCGAGUGUAUCGGCACCCAGCUCCGUCCACAAUGGCAACCCCUUCGACACCGACAUUGAGGCUGCCGCCUUGUCAAGAUCAUGCGACAACCUCAACCAGCUCAAGACCACAUACACCGGUCGGACAUUGCCAAACCCCAACUGCACCGUCUGGCCCGGCCAGGAGCAUUGGAGGCAAAAGGCAAAAGCCCAGAAGCGCAAGAACCGCACUUGCAACUGCAUGGCUGGCUACAGUAGACGGACACGGAUCAUCCUCAAGAUUCUCAUCAUCUUCCUGAUCAUCGGCAUCGCGGUCGGAGUUGGCUUUGGCGUGAGCAAGCCCCUCGGCGCUGGCAUCUGGAAGCCCAAAGACUCUUGA
Microdochium trichocladiopsis is the source of this 501-nucleotide messenger RNA. RefSeq lists its product as uncharacterized. The transcript has a single exon. Bases 1 to 501 code for a protein of 166 amino acids. The record is from RefSeq and is a predicted model, not a curated record. NCBI's taxonomy places the organism in Eukaryota, Fungi, Ascomycota, Sordariomycetes, Xylariales, Microdochiaceae.